GUUCUUCGUAAGUGUCAGUUGCAAGAAGCAGUCCAGGAUAAAGAAGGUGGCUUAGAUUCCUCAGUUGUUGAAGAAGGAUCAAACUGGAGCAUUGGACAAAGGCAGUUAUUCUGUUUGGGGCGUGCUCUUUUGCGGAGAAGUAAGAUAUUGGUGCUGGAUGAAGCUACUGCAUCAAUUGAUAAUGCAACCGAUUUGAUUCUGCAGAAAACCAUUAAGACUGAGUUUGCAAAUUGCACAGUAAUCACCGUGGCCCACAGGAUACCAACCGUGAUGGAUUGCACUAUGGUUCUUGCCAUCAGUGACGGAAAGCUGGCAGAGUAUGAUGAGCCAAUGACCUUGAUGAAGAAUGAAAAAUCAUUGUUUGGGCAGCUUGUCAAGGAAUACUGGUCUCAUUUUCAGUUUGCAGAAUCACAUUGAAGGGAAGAAUUUGUUUUUAUGCCAACAUCUUUUCUCUAUCUCUGCCACCA
Messenger RNA from Cajanus cajan (pigeon pea), 467 nucleotides. The record is from RefSeq and is a predicted model, not a curated record. NCBI's taxonomy places the organism in Eukaryota, Viridiplantae, Streptophyta, Magnoliopsida, Fabales, Fabaceae.